AUGAAAGAAACUUAUAAAGAGAAAUUAAAAAUUUUUAAAAAAUAGAAAAUAAAAAUAGCAACAAAAAGAGGAAGAAAGAUAGAAAAGGAGACAAAAGAGCUAAAUAACUCUUUUAGCUUUUCUAAAAAUAAAGAGAAGUUUUUAAGGUUGAAAAAUUAAAAAGGCUUUUACUUAACGAAUAUUAUAUUAAGUAAUUUGAAUUUAUCCCAAGACCUCUUUUAACUCUAGAUGAAUAAAAACCAAAUAACUUAUCAGAUAAAAUUGGGUUUAAAGAUGACUUUGAAAAUAAUAUAAAGCCAAAAACAAGCUAAGUCUUAGAGGCUUUCUAGAAAUUAAUAAACACAAAAACAAAACCUUCUAAAAUAGACAAAAAAAGACUUCAUAUUAGAUGAUUCAUAAGUACCAAUUGAAGAAUGUAGUUUUCAAUAAAAAUAAUAAUAUGUAAAUUUUACUCCAAGUAAAACAAUUGGUAGUAUAUAUUCAAGUUAAAAAAAAGAAGAUUUAUCUAUCAUGUACCCAAUUUCAUCAAUAAUUCAUAAUGUUUUAUUUUUUUAAAACUAUUUAAUAUAUAGCACAAUUCAUUAAUUCGGAAACCUUUGUAAAUAAAUUGAAUUUAAUUGA
Molecule: messenger RNA, 621 nt
Organism: Tetrahymena thermophila SB210
Lineage: Eukaryota; Ciliophora; Oligohymenophorea; Hymenostomatida; Tetrahymenidae
Exons: 3
Source: RefSeq, a predicted model, not a curated record